Candidula unifasciata is the source of this 591-nucleotide messenger RNA. NCBI's taxonomy places the organism in Eukaryota, Metazoa, Mollusca, Gastropoda, Stylommatophora, Geomitridae. The record is from the annotation of a GenBank genome assembly.
AUGGCGUCUGAAUCAGGCUCCGAUCAGCAGACAAUUGAGAAUGCAACCCGUAUUACAGUGGAUUCGCUUCUCGAAGCUCUCGUUUCUCUGCGUGAAUCAAAGGGUACAACUUUGAUGCACCUGAGAAGAUACUUUGCCAAUAAGCUUCCAAACCAUGUUUCGUCGCUUGAGAUCAGUUCUCAGAUAAAGAAAGUUCUGAAAAAAGGUCUCAGAGAAGGGAAGAUUAAACGACACGGUACUAGUCGGUACUUCCCUUGCAAUGACGAUGACAAUAUUGGAAGCAAGAGAAAUCGUCGGAAAAAUCUAGACGACGACGACGUGGUCCUUCGUACAAGGAAACGCAGAAGGCGUCGAUCAGGUCGUCGUCGAUCUAGGAGAAGAAGGAGUAGACGAAGAGGGAGGAGGAGAAGUAGGAGGAGGCGAAGUAGGAGGAGGAGGAGGAGACGACGCAGUAGGAAAUGCGGGAAAAAAAGGAAGGAGGGGGAGGAGGAGGAGAAGGAGGAGGAGGAGGGGAGGAAGGAGAAGGAGGAGCAGAAGGAGAGGGAGACGAUGUGCUGGCAAAUGAAGAGAGCGCAGUAUGCUAUAGCAUAG